AUAACUGAAAAAGUAAAUUUUGUUUGCAUGAAACUUGCCCUUGCUUAUGGUAGUAAUUUUGUUGAAUAAUCAAUAAUAAUUCAAGCACGGCUUCAUCUCAUUUAUUCUUACUGCUACCCUAUAUACUCUUGACCUAGUGCAACCCUCGGUGUACACGCUUGCAGCAUCCUUCUAUUGUUUACUGUAUGGCUUACAGCACAUGUGUCCAUGCCUGAUCGUGCUUUGCAUUUGUGCCGAAAAUGCUGCAGUCACAGCACCACUUUGCUGAAAUUAUAGUCAUGCUGUAAUAACAGCAAGAAUACUAGAUAUUACAUGCAUAGAAUGGGGAGCGUGAAACAAAAUUUACGUACAGCCACCAGCAUUGAUAUAUAUAACACAAAUUGAUUGUUUCAAACAAAAGUAGGAGAGUUGAGAUUUUCCUCUAGUUCACAAUAAUGUCAUUUUAAACAAAAAAGGCUAUGUAGGACAUGAGCACACAGACUGUGAGCUUUGCACAUCAUGAAUGUGUACCACAAUUGCUAACAAUCUUUCCAAGGUUGAAAGUUAACAGAGACAUGCUGCUCCAAAGAUACCUUGCCCAAUAAAUUUAUUUAUAGUUGGCUGAACUGGUUGACUGAACUGAUUAAAGUAAGCUGCAAGCACCUAGUGCUUUGGUGGGGUCAGCCAGCCUUUGACAAGAUCAUAGCUGCACAUUGUUCACACGUUCAUUUUUGCCUGGUGUUCUCAGCCAGGGUAGGCUUGAGCACAGAUGGAGUUUGCAGUGUGAGAUUAUCUCAGCCUUAUAAAGCCAUAGACAUACCUAGUUGACAUUACCAAUUGGAUAGCACAUGUUUAUAAAAGUGUGUGUUUCAUCAAGACAUUAUGCUGGGAUAAAAAUUGAACAAAUGUAUCUGCAUAUGCAUUUGAAACGCUAACUGAAAGUGGACCACUGAUAUUUUCUUUACAAUAUACAGUUGACUCCCUUUUAGAGGAGCAUCGUGGGACUGCUGUUUGUCUAACAGAAGUACACUGAAUUUAUGGGAAACUAAGUAAAAGCCAUGUUACUGUUUCACUUAUUAAAGAACUUGACUGUAUAGAGCGUCUAUUAAGAGGAUUUAGCUGUGUUAUGCUUUGGGGUUUAGGCUCUGUGAAAGCCCUCUAAGGAUCUUGACGAAUUGAGUGCUCAUUGUGGUUUCGUUUAUUUUCUUUCUCGCUCUUCAUUCUCUUUGUUUGCUGCUCAAUCUAGAUCAUCACAUGUAUAAUCUUAGCCAAAACUCCCGUUUCCACCCUUGAUCAAACAUAGGGUGAGCAUUGUUCUCCACUCAAACCUGCUGUUCUCCUGCAAGACACUCGCUGUUGCACGCUUUGUAUACAUAGCUUUUACCUGAAUAAUUUGGAAACACAUUGUUUUAAACAACUGUGCCAUUGGCACAGCAGUCUUGUUCAACUUAAGCCGUUAUAUGAAAAACUUAACUCCGUUAUAUUAAAAAGGCAACAUGGCUGAUGUAAGCAAACUAUGUCUGUGUAAAUCUGCAAGGUAAAGAAAGUUUCGUAAAAGGAAAUGUUAGCAGUUGCUCGAAAAAUCGUGUGACUGUGAUGAUACAAAGGAAACCCAUAUAUUAAGAAUCCAUAUAGGAUUAUUUUGUAAUGUGAUGCUCUUUUUUUUUUUUUUUUAGGUGGAUGCCGACUUUCCCUUUUAUGGCUGGUGUAACUUUUUUUUUUUUUUUUCUAUAAAUACAAAUGCUUGGUCAGUGUGCUGAAAUUUUCUACAUUGACCGCACAUGAAAGGUCAUUGUGUCCUUGUGCUCUACAAUGGAAGCUAUUGCUAUCAACUAUAGUUCUGCAGUUUUGCAAUGGGAAUUUGUUCAUUGGCAGCAAUCUAUGUUUAGUGGAGAUGGCAAGGAUCAGUUAAGGAGGACUUGUAAAAGCAUGCUGGGUUACUGGUCUUUUGUUGCUAAGCACGUUAUAUGAAUGCAGGAAGUAACAUUGGUGUUUGCCUUUGCCAGCACAGUGAGUUAUUCUACGUGCGGAACCACAUGCCUGUGCCUGACGUGGACCCAAAGGACUACAUUCUAGAGAUAGAGGACCCAGAUGGUAAAUGCCAUGCGUUGACCCUGGAUGAAAUCAAGACCAAGUUCUCCAAGGUGUCCAUCACUUCUGUUAUCCAGUGUGCUGGCAAUCGACGCUCUGAACAGAACAAGAUUAAAAAAGUCAAAGGCCUCGACUGGGGUCCCUGUGCCAUUGGCAAUGCGACCUGGUCCGGGGCAAGACUGGUGGAUGUACUGCGUUAUCUUGGAGUUGACCUUUCCGACAAGCGCAUCCAGCACAUAGUCAUGGAGGGCUUAGACACAGACCCUACAGGGACCCCCUAUGGUUCCUCUUUCCCAGCAAAUAAGGGCCUGGACCCAAAGGGGGAUGUAUUGCUGGCAUACGAGAUGAAUGGCGAGGAGUUGCCUCGUGACCAUGGCUUUCCCCUGCGAGCUAUUGUGCCGGGAAUUGUGGGUGCUCGCAAUGUGAAGUGGCUCUCACGCAUCCAGCUGAGCCCUACAGAGAGUGAAUCGCACUGGCAACAGAACGAUUACAAAGGCUUCUGCCCAUCGACUGACUGGGAUACGGUGGACUUCAAGAGUGCACCUGCAAUCCAGGAGCUGCCUAUUACAUCAGUGGUGUGCAGGCCACUUGAGGGUGAAGUGUUGACCCCCAAGGACGGCAAAAUACAUGUCAAGGGCUACGCUUGGAGCGGGGGAGGCCGCAAGGUGGUGCGUGUGGAUGUGAGCGCAGACGGUGGCAAAAACUGGAUACCCGCCCAUUGGAGAGCGAGGACACCUCUCUGUAACCGUGCAUGGGCCUGGACGCUCUGGAAGCUCGAUCUUCCAGUGCAAGGUGCAGACAAGCUGGAGAUUGUGUGCAAAGCCGUCGACUCAUCAUACAAUUCGCAACCCGAAGGUGUUGCCGGUGUCUGGAACCUGCGAGGUGUCCUCAACAACGCCUGGUACCGCGUCCACGUCAAAGUGAAACAGUCGUAAAAGUAAAGGCGGGCGCAUGUCUAUUGCAGUGGCCUUGGGUCAGCUCCAAACAAGCACACGCUCCACAAAAUGCCGAGACACAUAUCGCUGGUCGAGCUGUGGAAAGUAUUCUGGGUACACAGAGGAGCAGGGAAGCCAAGCACUUCCAGAGGAUGGCGAUUGACCCGACGCAACCUGCAUUAACAAAUAGAUUGCAACUUAGAGCUUUGCCCAAGCUAUUUGCCCUCAUGUACCAAACUUACAGUACAAUUUAUUGUUUACCGGUUGUUCACACCAUUUCACAAAUGUUGGUCAUCAUGCUUGCAGCUCCACUCAAAAACGUGACCAUAAUAAUGCCGCUCAUAAGUGCAAUUACUAAGCAUUUCUCUUGGAAUUACCUAUGUGAAGUGAGUGGUCAUUGAAAGUUGCUCAAUGUGCCUUGUAUUGCUUUGUAUAGUAGCUCAAGCAAGCUAACAAUGCAUUUUUGGCGUAGUGCUACCACACAGGGAAACACAAGUACAAAAAAAAAAAAAAAAGAUGGUGGAUAAUGUUGGCCUUCAUAACAGUCUCCUCCAAUAAACUUUGCUCUACUGGCCUUUUAUAACUGUUAGAACUGAUUUUAUGCAAAGUACUUCGUUUAAAAAAAAAAAAGGAAUGCAAAAGAAUGAUAAUUAGUUUGACAACCAAAAGCAAUUUGCGGAAAGGCUUUUGAAGAAAACAUUCCUUAUGAUUUUGGAUUCAAACAUUUUAGGAAGACUUUUUAAAAAGUGCUGCUAUAUUACAAGUUAAUUUUUUUCAAGGUAGUUGUUACUCAUCCCUUUAACUUGUGUUACUCUCUUGCUGUCCUGACCCACACUUAUUGAAUAUCUAACCCGCAUUUUUUAACUCCACUUUAUAUCUGUUUUAUAUGAGAAGUACGUUUCCAGUUUCGAAAUGCGAUAACAAGCAGUCACUAACCCACACCACACAUGAUCACCCUAACUAAAGUUCUUGAUCAGCAAUCUAGUUUCUAGUCUUGCCAAUUCUCUAGAAUUGAUUUGUGGCUUUUGUAAACUGUAUUCACGCAAGCCUCGGCUGUUGCUAAUGGACACCGAGAUUCUAGUUAUGGUUCCCGAUUGGCACACUAUCUUCUAUAACUUUUUAAGCACAUUAAGUUUAUAUUGUACAGGCAAUAUCUCCUUUACUCAAUAACAUGCUAAAAUGAGCAGAACCCUUUACUUUUUUGGAAGCAGCUUGCAACUAAUUUCAUAAGUAUUCAAACAUUGGAGAUAGUUUUUCACAUGCACAUCCACUGUACAAGUGUUGGAAGUUUUCAAGUUCUGUGUGCACUAAUUAGCGUUACGUGACAGUGAUAUUUAGCACCUUUCUUAUGUGUAAUUAAUGUAUCUGAGCCAUUUUUUAAUCCACUCACACCUGUAUGCACUGGCAUUGAUGCGGUGUGCAAGCUGUUUACAGACUAGCAGUAUUAAUUCAUUUUUACACUAACUGAACAAUGAAGGUUCUGUUAUAUCCCAGCUAUAUAGUGAAACAGAACAGUCUCUCGGGCUGAAAUAUGGAAGCACCCAUUUCUUUUCAGAUGUGCUAACUCGCAGCUAGCUUUCAUAUUUAGGAACACUGCAUUGUGUACGCUGUACAGUGCUUGCACUGAAUAAUGCUUUACAGUACGCUCAUGCAGUGUUCUGCAACUUGUGUUUCUGACCUUCUAACUAGUCAUGGUUGCUUAUAAGAUCCCAAAAUAUAUAUUUGUCCUUUGAACUGAAGGCAAUAAAGCCCUACUAUUUGUCAUUA
Dermacentor silvarum is the source of this 4772-nucleotide messenger RNA. Its product is annotated as sulfite oxidase-like. Gene Ontology annotation, molecular function: oxidoreductase activity; molybdenum ion binding. Gene Ontology annotation, cellular component: mitochondrion. NCBI's taxonomy places the organism in Eukaryota, Metazoa, Arthropoda, Arachnida, Ixodida, Ixodidae. The record is from RefSeq and is a predicted model, not a curated record.